AGUGAUACAGUGUCUAUGACAAAUAGAACUCACUCACGCGACACGACCACUAAUGGUUGCAUGCUAUUGUUGUUUAGUCUGUGCUUAGAACGAGGGUACCUAUGUUCAAAAUAUCAAAUCAAUUUUUAUUCAAUUACACAAUUUAAAUUCGGCUUAUUCUACGUUUACGUACAUAACAUGGGGUUUGGUUGUUCAUCAUUUUGAAAUCUUUGGUAAUGAGUGCUUGGGUGUAAAAGGUCGGUGAUAAAGUGUGAACUAACAAUUAAACGAUGCAGUCAAUUUUCUGGACAGGCAGAUUGCUCUCACGUGCUCUACGCAAUGGACUCGCGAGUAUUUCUAGUGCAGCAGAAUUAAAUGUUUUCAAUAAGAAGCAUCCUUAUUUAGUUUCAGUGGUUUGUGGUUUUCCUAAAGACAUUGCCAAUGGGCGAACUCGUAAAGGACAGUUUGGUGACGACGCUUGGUUUGCAACUAACUUUCAAAAUGCAGAUGUAAUUGGUGUUGCAGAUGGAGUUGGUGGCUGGCGAGCAUAUGGAAUUGAUCCUGGUGAAUUCUCAUCAUAUCUCAUGCGAACCUGUGAGAGACUAGUCCAAAUGGGUCAUUUUAAGUUGUCAGAACCUGGAGACUUGCUAGCCAAAUCCUAUUAUGAGCUAUUAGAACACAAGAAACCAAUAUUAGGUAGUAGUACAGCGUGCGUCAUGAUUUUGGAUCGCAACGAGAGCUUAAUGCGAGCAGCAAACAUUGGCGAUAGCGGUUACAUGGUUGUGCGAGGCGGCCGUGUCGUCUAUCGCUCACACGAACAACAGCACUAUUUUAAUACGCCAUACCAAUUGAGUUUACCGCCUCCGGGACACGACAGGAACGUCCUCAGCGAUAGGCCGGAAUCAGCGGACACAGCCGAGUUUCCGGUGGAGUGCGACGAUGUGAUCCUGGUGGCGACGGACGGAGUUUUCGACAAUGUCCCCGAACCUGUGCUGGUCGCAGAGAUGAGACGGGCCCAAGGGCUCGCCGCGGACCCGCAGAAGCUGCAGUCGGUAGCCAACUCCAUUGCGUGGAUGGCUCGCAAUCUCUCAUUCGACGGUUGCUAUAUGUCGCCAUUCGCAAAAAGCGCCAGACAAAAUGGCAUUGAUGCUAUAGGUGGAAAACCAGACGACAUCACGGUGCUACUUGCAAUCGUAGCGCUAUGAAAAUGUCUAUUUGUGAUUUACAUAGGUACAUUGUGAAUAAUACAUUUUUGUUAUCUUAAAAAAAAACAAAAUUAGUUGUAAUAGUUUAUAUUUAUAGUGUAAUGACGCCAAAAAGUUGAACAAUUACUGUACAUUUUUCAAAAAUGUUUUUGUUUUCAAUGGUUAUAUUUUGGAAGUGAGGGCAACCGUGACGAUUGCAUUCUCCAAACGUACGUCACGCUUUUUAUUUGAAGCAAUUGUAAAUUAUUCGAUGGUUAGUCUUAAACGCUUUUUUUUCCUUUCAAUCAUCAGAUAAAAAUUAUCAAUCAAUUAAAAAAAUUAUAAAAGACUAAAUAUAAAAAUGUAACAAAAUAUAUUGUUCAUCCAGCUGUAAUUUUUAUGUGUUUAUGGUUGUGUUUAUUAUGCAAUUAAUAAUUUUUAUCUGAUAAUUGAAAAAUCAAGCCUAAAUCAUAUAGGUGCAAAAUAUUGAAAUGUUGUGAAGAAUGAUCUGAUUUUCUUCUUCUUAGUAUUGUGAUUAAGUGAAUGCUGCGUUUUAAUUUGUAGCAUCUAAAAUAAAUAUGCUUGUUGGUCACAAUGAUGAAUUCUAAAAUACUUAAUAUAAUUUAACUUGCUGAUAGUAAAACAACAGUGCAAUUUGAAUUAUUUUUGCUUUAGUUAUUAAAUUUUGAAAAACAUUUUUACUUCGUUUCUGUAGAAAGAGUAAACAUUUAGUAUAUUGUCUUAUGAUUAUCUGUUACUGUGAUUUCUCAAUUUCAUUGGCAACCACACACCAAUAAAAAAACAAUCUAACUAUACAUGUAACUAUAAAGGAUAUUAAAUAAUCAUCAAACUGAUCUUCCAAUUACUUUUCAAUCCUAAUUUCAUACAAUACCGAUGGAUUAUAUUUGAAAUGUAAAUUGUAUUAAUUCUAAGAUUUUCAAAAGCUAUCGCAAAACGAAAUAAUUUUUGCCUAAUUGUUGCUCUAGUGUAAAUCGAUGAAUAAAUUGCUCGUAACGCAUGGCCUCAUAUGACGUCACAGUCUGUUUGGUAAUUUGAAAAAUUUUCGAUUUUCAGUUCCUUAUUAUGUAUUCGGUAGUAGUUACAAAUUAUUCAGAAAUAAGUUAGACAGAUACAAUGUGUUAUUCAUUCAAUAUAAUAAAAUCCUAAGUAAAAUUAGUAUUCAAUAUAAUAAUAUUUUAAUUCAAAUAUGUAUUUUCAAUAUUGUCGUCGAUGUGACUGAAUAACGUCUAUGUACAUAUUUAUCAGAUUGACAAUGUACAGGAUCAGUGCUACCGUUCAGUGUAUCGUUCUCGGAAAGAUAUAAUUAAAGACUGAUAAAUAAUAUUUAUUGUUAAAUUCGGAUAAUAUUCGAGCUCCAGUGGAACUUAAAAAAUCUAAUUCUUUUAAGUAGGCACUAAAAUGAAAGAUUUUUGCGUAGUGCUAUUUUAAUCACGCAUCUAUGGUAUACCGUAACACUGAUGUCUUCAACUCAUUAUCAUGUAUACUCUCUAUGUAUCCGAAAAGGGUUCAAUAGAAAUGUUGACUCUUUUUAUAUUGAUAAAGUUAUGCUGCCCGGAAAUCUAAAGUUUUUUUUUCUUUUUUAAAUCCAUGCAGAAAUAAGAAAUGUAGUGGUAGUUGUUAAUUGACAAAAAAAUAUAAGACGAACAUUUGGAUUUCUUGCGUGACCCGGAUUAAAAUGUCCCAGAGAGCUGUCAUGUGUUCAUAAUAUGCACACUGUUUUUUUGAUAGCGGUCUUUAAUAAUAAUAUAUGUAUUGCUACGUCAAUUUACAUCUGAUUUCGAUGCUGUUUUCACAAAAAAUAUUUCUUUUUGAUAAUGUUUGAUGCUACAUAUAAAAUAAUGUGAAAAGAAACAUAGGUAAUAUUCCUAGUUCUUAAUAUAACGGAAUUAAAUUCAAUUCGAAAAAAAAAACGCUCAUUGACAGUUUUUGUGUAUAGAGAAGAAAAAUGCUUUGAUUUGUCGCCAAGAAUACUGUUUGGUUGUAUUUAAAGCAAUGUCAGACAAGUGAUAUUCGUAAAUCGUAAUGAAUGUUUGAAAUACUGCAAUAAAUGAAUGUGGAACUUGUU
Messenger RNA from Bombyx mandarina (wild silkworm), 3249 nucleotides. RefSeq names its product protein phosphatase PTC7 homolog. Lineage: Eukaryota; Metazoa; Arthropoda; Insecta; Lepidoptera; Bombycidae. Gene Ontology annotation, molecular function: protein serine/threonine phosphatase activity. Gene Ontology annotation, cellular component: mitochondrion. Gene Ontology annotation, biological process: protein dephosphorylation. The record is from RefSeq and is a predicted model, not a curated record.